AUGGGGUGCACGCAGUCGAGAAGCCUCCUCACCGCGGCCUCGAGGGCGCCGCGCUCGCUGUCUGAGGCGAAGAAAAAGUCGACGAAGUCGCCUCAGCUGAGACCGGCCUCCUCUCGUGAAAGUGUCCCUUGCCCGUCUAGAGAGCCCUCUAAAAGCAACGGAGAACUCAAAGGCGUGAGUGCACGUCGGGGCUCUCUUCCACCAGGCAGCGAAGAUCGGCCCAGCGUGCCGUCGCAGGCUUUGCAGGCGUCUCCGCCUCCUUGUCCGCGCAACGAGGAGAAUGAAGAGCCGCAAGCUGCGCCGCCUCUCAACCAGAGAGACAAGCCGGGAAAGCAGAGGACAGACAGCGACGCACAUGCAACUGAUGGGGCAGAACACGACGGUGUCUCCGUCAAAAUGGAGGGAGAAGACGAACAGGAAGCGCAGAACGUAGAGAAGAUUGUACCGGAAUCAAGGAUCUCGCGCUCUGCUCGCGCAGCCGUGCCUUCGCCCUGCCGAGCUCCCUCAUCUCCGCCUCCGGCGGGCGCCUCCGCGCCGGGUUCUGAGGGUCCCUCGCGCGCCGCCACGCACGCCUCCGCGUUCUCUGCGGCGCCUCGCUGGCUCGCCUUUUCUUCGCCGACGCGGAGAAAGAAGCUGGAGAAAGAGCGCGUGAAGGGACGCCUCGCGGCCCGUCGCAGAUCCGGGAAGAACGGGGCUGCGCCGGCUUUCCAGAGUCACCCUUUCCGUGACCAUUUCCGCAGAAGGAAGGGCAUGCGCAACAAGCGGAGUGCCGCGCAGCUGUCGGCUGUCGACUCGCCGUCCGCCCCUCCUCUCGCCAGCGAUGCCUCGAAAAGCAGUCCCUUCUCAUUCGCUGGCCAGGCACUCAAAUCCCCGCCCGUCGCCUCUCGCGACGCACAUCACACUCGCUGCCCUCGGUGCGGCCGCGACCUCCCGGCGCCCGACAGUCCCUUCUCGCUGCUUGGUGCCGAACGCGGUCCCGACCCGCUGUCUCCUUCUGGGGCGUCUCCGGGCGAAGGCGAGAGACUGCCGCAGCCCGCCGACCAGGUGUCGCCAGAUACGCCGGGACGCGAGUGCGGCGCCGCCGCUCGUAGCACCCACUCUACAGACCCCUUCAGUCGGCCUCUCUCGCUUGCAGCUGGACCGGCGCUGGGGAACCAGCCGCUCUCGACGAAGCGGCACCGGCCCUACUUCGACCGCGUUCGCCUCAAUGGGGCGAGUGGAGCCCAAGCCUCGGCGCUGCGGUUCGGGGGCGAGACGCCCGUAGCCUUUGGCGGGGGGACGUUCACCGGAGGCAGGACGCCUCCGGCAGGGAAAAUGCAUGCAAAGGGCAAGCAGGGGCGGCCGCUUGCCCACCGGGACACUUCGGAUCCAAAGACGCACGAAACUCGGGGCGCGACGACCCCAGUCUUCAACACAGUCUCCACCGCCGACGUGUCCCCUCCACGAGAUGGGCCGCGGUCGCCGUCGCACGCAAACGGAAAGGAAAGUCAAGAGCGGCCGUGCUGCAAAUGUGGGUGGCCGGGGCCUCAGGCCUCGCCUGUAGCCGCCUCGCCUCGAGCUCGCGCCAGGAGCUCGCGCCGUGCCACGGAGUCCCGGGGAAGCGCCCCCGCCCCGAAUGCGGGCCGACACACGCAAAAGGGACCUGAAGAAGACGCGUCUGGUUCAGACCUAAGUGUGCCGCCAGAGUUCGUGAUGGCGGGCCCCCUUUCGUUCUUCAACUCACUCACGCACACGCCUCUCUUUACCAGUCGCAUCAAAACGAAACUUAAACUGGAGCAAGUCUACGACGUUAGCAAUCACGUCCUUGGAACAGGGAUUAGUGGAGCUGUGAGGACUGCCCAGCACCGGCAGAGCGGACGGCAAGUUGCAGUCAAGACUCUGUGUCUCUCUUCGAUGGCCCCCAAAAGGACGCUGAUGCUGUACAACGAAGUCGCGAUUUAUCUCCAAGUGGACCACCCAAAUAUUUGCAAGUUGCUGGAAGUCUUCGUCGAUGACGGUGAGGACAAGGCGAACUCAGAGCCGCUCCGAUCGGGCCAAGGCGAGAAAGGGAGAGGCGUAGAUGGAGAAGAGCGAGGGUCAGGAGGGGAGACCCGGCCUGCGGCGCUGAGUGCUGCGCAUGCACGUGGACAAAACGAGAACGACCAGCGUUGUGAAGAGACGCCCCAGGUUGCAGCGCACGAAGGCCUCUCGAGGAACGAAGAGCUGGACGAAAAGGAAGAGAGGAAAGAGAGACGAGAGAGUUGCGUGUCGAGGGCGUCGCUAGCCUCCGAGGAGCGAGGACAUAAACGCAUUCAUCUGGUGAUGGAAUUGUGCACCGGCAAAGAACUGUAUGAUCGUCUUGCAAGAAAGAAGAGAUACAGCGAAAAAGACGCAGGGCGCGUAACGCGUCAAAUGCUCUCGGCCAUCAACUACUGCCACCAGAGACACAUUUGCCAUAGAGACCUCAAACUGGAGAACUGGGUCUUUCGAGACGACAGCGAUGACGCGCCUUUGAAGCUGUCGCUGCCCCAAGUGUGUCGCAGCCCGUCGUUUCUCCGGGUUUUUCCUCAAAUCGACUUUGGCUUCAGUCGCAUCUUCCAUCCCGGGGUCAGGAUGACGGCCAUGCACGGCACCGUCUACUACGUCGCUCCAGAAGUGAUGGACGGGAAGUACAACGAAAAAUGCGACCUGUGGAGUAUAGGCGUUAUCGUGUACAUGCUUCUGAGCGGCAGCCCACCGUUCACAGGUCAUGGAGACCAAGAAAUUCUCAUCAAAAUUCGCAGGCGAAAUCCAGACGAACGCCCCUCGGCCGAGGAAGCGCUGAAGCACCCGUGGCUGGUCGCUGCGGAGAAAGAGGCUCUUGCCGACACUGAAAUCAGCGUGAGCGUCCUGAAGAGCAUGCAACGCUUUGCAGCUUGCUCGGCGAUCAAACGCGCUUCUCUCGCCCUCAUCGCUAUGUCGAUGGAGGCAGAACAACUCGACGAUCUGGAGCGCCUCUUCCGGAAAAUUGACAUCGACAACAGCGGCUGUAUUAAGAUGGAUCGAAUGGUAGCGGUUCUGGUGACCUUUCUUGACGUUCCCCGAGAUGAAGCCCUUCGCAUUUUUCGGCGCAUCGAUCAGACAGGGGCAGAGGAGAUUAACUACAGCGAGUUCUUAGCUGCGACGCUUCAGACGCGCAUUGCUCUCAACCAACAGCUCAUUCGAGAGGCAUUUGAACGAUUCGAUGUCGACAACAGCGGCCACAUCAGCUUAGACAACCUUCGGUAUGUGCUCGGAGACAGUUAUGACAGCUUAUCUGUUGAGGAGAUUCUGCGGCAAUGCGACCGGAAACAAAACGGCGUCAUUGACUUCGAUGAGUUCAUGCUUGCUCUGACUGGAGAUGAAGCAGGCGUCCUUGAGAGCAGCAACUCGAAGGAGCUUGUAGCUCAAGGAGCAGCCCUAACAGCUCAAUUGAGCCGCAACAUGAGCGAGCUGGCGGACGCCGUACUCGCAAAGCGCUUCACCGAUUGUUCCGCCUCCGCGGACUUGCGAGCGACGGGAGCAGAGCGGACAUGCCCGCCACCAAAUUGUUCCAUCGGCGCGGCAACUUGA
Messenger RNA from Neospora caninum, 3570 nucleotides. Its product is annotated as putative CAM kinase, CDPK family. The coding region runs from base 1 to 3570 and encodes 1189 amino acids. NCBI's taxonomy places the organism in Eukaryota, Apicomplexa, Conoidasida, Eucoccidiorida, Sarcocystidae. Gene Ontology annotation, molecular function: calcium/calmodulin-dependent protein kinase activity; calmodulin binding; calcium ion binding. Gene Ontology annotation, cellular component: cytoplasm; nucleus. The record is from RefSeq and is a predicted model, not a curated record. The transcript has 15 exons. Gene Ontology annotation, biological process: intracellular signal transduction; peptidyl-serine phosphorylation; protein autophosphorylation.